AUGUCGUCCUCUAUGCAGGCUUAUCUAGCGUCUAAAUACAUGUCUGGUCCCAAGGCCGAUGCAAUUCUGGCACGCACUAGCGAUAAGCCGAAGAAAAAGAAACGAAAAACAGCGACUGAGGCCUCUUCCUCGGGGACUGGUUUCAUUCAUGAUGAUGACGGCGGGUGGGGGCGCGAAAAGAAAGACUCUGACGAUGAGGAUAUGAAAGAGGCUCAACUGGCAUCUGAUCGCUCUUUCAAGAAAACUACCAAAUCAAAUUGGGAGGUUGUGCAACCGGGAGACCAGAUACCGGAGGAGGCCACUCCAAAGGACGAGGAGCCGCAAGUAGUGGAAGAUGAUGACCAACCUGUGUUUCGGGCCGGUCUGAUGACGGCCGACCAGCUGAAGAAGUCUAUGCCCAAAAAGAAGAAGCCGACAAAAGAAGAGAUCGACGAAGCGGCUGCAGCUGCUGCACAAGAAACGGUGUAUCGUGAUGCGUCGGGUAGAAAGAUCGAUACCAAGGCCGAGAGGGCAGAGGCAGCGAGGAAAAAGCGGGAACGAGAGGAGCUAGAGGCGAAGAAGAUGGAAUGGGGAAAGGGUCUGGUACAACGUGAGGAGGAGGAAAAGAGGCGACUAGAGCUCGAAAAAGAGAAAACAAGAGGAAUGGCCAGAUACGCCGACGAUGUGGACUUGAAUGCCGAACAAAAGGCGCAAGAGAGAUGGAAUGACCCCGCAGCUGCUUUCCUCACGAACAAGAAAUCCAAAGGUCCAAAGAAACCCGAGUAUCAGGGCCCACCUCCACCCCCCAACCGUUUCGGUAUCAAACCUGGCUAUCGUUGGGAUGGUGUUGAUCGAGGAAACGGAUUCGAGAAGAAAUACUUCCAGAAACAGAACGAACGCAUGCGGCGUGGUGCCGAAGCAUACGAGUAUUCGAAGCAAGCCGCUUUCAACCCCUGCCACGUUCCUGGAGAAGGAUUUGCGCUCGUAGCAACCCAUCGACCCUGGAUAUACGGCAAAGGGUGGUCUUUCAAGUGGGGUGAAGGGAGUAUACCUCCCGCCGAAGACAAAUGGACGUUUGAGUUCCAGGUUCGCUAG
Molecule: messenger RNA, 1074 nt
Organism: Rhizoctonia solani
Lineage: Eukaryota; Fungi; Basidiomycota; Agaricomycetes; Cantharellales; Ceratobasidiaceae
Product: Pre-mRNA-splicing factor of RES complex
Exons: 6
Coding region: 1-1074 (357 amino acids)
Biological process (GO): mRNA splicing, via spliceosome
Cellular component (GO): RES complex; U2-type spliceosomal complex
Molecular function (GO): RNA binding
Source: RefSeq, a predicted model, not a curated record